This is a messenger RNA of Artibeus jamaicensis (Jamaican fruit-eating bat), 3500 nucleotides long. It is a transcript of the gene CHST15, whose product is annotated as carbohydrate sulfotransferase 15. The record is from RefSeq and is a predicted model, not a curated record. The transcript has 8 exons. The coding region runs from base 917 to 2827 and encodes 636 amino acids. Gene Ontology annotation, biological process: hexose biosynthetic process. Gene Ontology annotation, molecular function: N-acetylgalactosamine 4-sulfate 6-O-sulfotransferase activity. Lineage: Eukaryota; Metazoa; Chordata; Mammalia; Chiroptera; Phyllostomidae.
CGGCCAGCUAGGGCCUGCUGGCUGUUGCCCUCACUAGUGCAGGGACAUGGGGAGAGGAGACUGGGGCCACCCUGGACAGGGGAGCCCAUGACCCGCGUGUAGAAGGCAGCUUUGACUCGGCUCCAGCCGGCUGGGGAAGAAAACAGACUUGAAAGGUCUUGUCGGUUUACCCAGGAAUCCCCAAGCCCUCAUCUCUAAGUGCGGGCUCAGAUUCCCGAAGUGGAGUAGAGAGUUAGGGGAGUGUGCUGGUGGGCCUGACAUCUGGCUGUGUGCGUGUCCUGGGAAUGGUGUCCCGCUGUCAGAGAGAAGUGACACAUGGUGAGAUGCAGGGGCCACACGUCCCGAAGGCUGAGGGAUGAGGAAUUGACCGGAAUGCAUCGUGCCUUUGGCUGUGUGCCAGCCUCCCUCCCAGUCUUGUGGGUCAUGUACUCACUCAAGAGCUACUGGAUGAAUCCCCGUCCUGUGGAAAGUGACACUCUGCAUAAAACUCUUCAGAUAAUUUCAUUUACCAAAUAGAUCCCUUAGUUGAGAGUCUGGGGACCAGACAGACACCGUCUCAGCCUUUGGGGACAGAGGGAAAUGCCCCUGCCAGGCCACUGGAUGAACCGUGAGUGGCAUGAAGAGCUGGGAAGGACAAUGAGGCAAGGAAGGGUAAUCUGACAUCUUAAAGAUUUUUCUGCCCCCGAGGAGGGCACAUUUCAAGGGAACACAGGAUGUGAAAGCAGGCGUCUCUAUGGAUGGCAGGCCAGCCCAUCCCCCUCUGAGAAGACCAUGACAUCUGCCAAUCUCCUGGGGGUUUCCCUGUUCCCCAGCGAGACUUCUACUUCAUCUUGUGCCAUGGGAAAAACCUGAAGGGACGGCGGGAUUGCUCUCGAGUGUGUGGCUUUUCCCACGGUCACGGUGGUGCUGACAGAGCAUGACAUUGGGAGACCACUUCCUGCCGCCGUCUGUCAGAGUCCCACCAGGGAACACCCUUCCUCGUUCUCUCCUGCACUGGGGCCUGCUCGUUUCUGUAUCUGUUGCCGGUGCCUUCACACCCCCUUCUUUAAACACAAGACGCCCUUCAAGUCUUCCAGCACGGAGUGUGUGCCCCGGAGGCCUCGCCCAUGGCUCGCUGGACCAGCCGUCCAAGGCCAUUACCAUGAGGCACUGCAUUAACUGCUGCAUACAGUUGUUCCCCGACGACACGCACAGACAGCAGGCCGGCUGCCGAGCAGGCCCCCGCCCUGGUCACCAGGAGGGCCCCGUGUGCCAAGGAGAGGACAAGAUAGUGUUCUGCGUAGACGGGAAGCAGAUGAACUUGCUUGCUGUUCUCGAAGUGCGGGCUGAAGGGAGCGAGAGCUGGGGUGGGCUUUUGCGCUUCAGGAAGGGGAAGCGAUGCAGCCUCAUCUUUGGACUGAUAAUAAUGACCGUGGUGAUGGCCUCUUACAUCCUUUCAGGGGCCCACCAAGAGCUUCUGAUCUCCUCACCGUUCCAUUAUGGACCUUUCUCCAGCAACCCCGGCUGGAUGGAUGGCGAGAACCCGGCCGAGGCGAGGGAGCCUCACCACCAGCCCUCUGUAAAUAACAUUUCCUACUCGAAGGACUACCCGAGCGUUAAGUUAAUCAUCAGCAGCAUCACAGCCCACAUCGAGUUCACCACCAGACAGCUCCCAGACACAGAAGAGCUCAAAAAGCAGGAAUCGCACAUGUUUUCAGUAAUCCCCAGUAAAUUCCUUCCGAAUAGCAAGAGCCCGUGCUGGUAUGAGGAGUUCACGGGCCGGAACACCACCGACCCCUACCUGACCAACUCCUACGCGCUCUACUCCAAGCGCUUCCGCUCCACCUUUGACGUGCUGCGCAAGGCCUUCUGGCGACACCUGUCCCACGCCGCCGGCAGGCACUAUCGCCUGCGCUGCCUGCCCGGCUUCUACAUCAUUGGGCAGCCCAAGUGUGGCACCACUGACCUGUACGACCGCCUCCGGCUGCACCCCGAGGUGAAGUUCUCCGCCAUCAAGGAGCCACACUGGUGGACGAGGAAGCGCUUCGGAAUCGUUCGCCUGAGAGACGGGCUGCGGGACCGCUACCCCGUGGAGGAUUACCUGGACCUCUUUGACCUGGCCGCACACCAGAUCCACCAAGGGCUGCAGGCCGGCUCUGCCAGAGAGCCCGGCAAGAUGAGUAGAAUCAUGAUCGGGGAGGCCAGCGCCUCCACCAUGUGGGACAACAACGCCUGGACCUUCUUCUACGACAACAGCACGGGCGCCGAGCCCCCCUUCCUGACGCAGGACUUCAUCCACGCCUUUCAGCCGGACGCGAAGCUGAUCGUCAUGCUCAGGGACCCCGUGGAGAGGUUGUACUCCGACUAUCUCUACUUUGCAAGUUCGAACAAGUCUGCAGACGACUUCCACGACAAAGUGACAGAGGCCCUGCAGCUGUUCGAGAGCUGCAUGCUGGACUACUCCUUGCGCUCCUGCGUCUACAACAACACCCUCAGCAACGCCCUGCCUGUGCGGCUGCAGGUGGGGCUGUACGCUGUGUAUCUCCUGGACUGGCUCACCGUGUUCAGGAAAGAACAGUUCCUGGUCCUUCGCCUGGAAGACCACGCCUCCAACGUCAAGCACACCAUGCACCGGGUCUUCCAAUUUCUCAACCUCGGGCCCUUAAGUGAGAAACAAGAGGCCUUGAUGACCAAGAGCCCCGCGUCCAACGCCCGGCGUCCCGAGGACCGGAGCCUGGGGCCCAUGUGGCCGGUCACGCAGAGGAUCCUGCAGGACUUCUACGAGCCUUUCAACGCCAGGCUGGCGCAGGUCCUGGCCGACGAGGCGUUCACCUGGAAGAAGACGUGAGGCCGGCUCCCACCGCUGGCCUGGGUUUGCUGUCACCGCGAUUUAUAAGCCUCUUUCUGAGGGGGACCACUGUACUCAGAGUGAGGAGAGAGCCUGAAUUCGAGGCUUCUUUCCCUCCCAGGCUCUUGUUUAUCAUGACCGUCCAGAAUUUCCUUUGUGACCUUGAACAGCCAGCUCCAACCCUCUCGACGCCCCUCUGCCCGAGGCUGCCAGAAGCCCCCCUGCUGGACAGAUUGCCCUCUGUUCCUGGCCGGGGGCCCCUGCUCCUGGGGUGAGGCUGGUGAGCACCGCUCCGGGAGCUGGGAGGGGACCCCCUGGCCUGACACUGGACUGUUCUGGGGUCCAGCCGAGCGUGCUCGGGGUCAUGCCGUGGGGCCCGCCAGCGCUCCCCCCUCACAUCCAGUUCUGGAACACUCUGUGGAUCAGUACUCACCUGGCAGGGAUGGAAGUGUUUUCAUCCCCUGCACUGCCUUUUAUUCCACAGUCAGCCCUUCAUUCCCUUCAGAGAUAAACCCUGUUGCCUCUCGGACCACCUCCCAUUCUGUUUUCAUGGACUUAGGUUUCAUGUAGAGAGUUAAACAGGCUCUCCUGCCUCUUUAGAAGUGUGCUCCAGAGCUUGUUUGGUUUAUAAUUGGAAUAGCAUUUGAUUUGUAGCUGAAGGGGUGACUGAGCA